UAAUCUUAAAAAAAACAAAUAAAACAAAUCAAGCUAAUAAUGACAGCGACAAAUUGACAGGAAAACAAAAGCAAUUUAAAAACAAUUACCUUGCAAUGUGUAACACACAUAAACAAAAGAAACUAAAAAGAAAAAAUAGCAACAAAAAGUAAUUAACAAUUAAAAAUGUUGCCUAGCCGAGCCCAAAAAAGUAAAAAAAACAAAAACUUUAAGGUAAAAAGUAAAAAAUUCAAACAAAUUAAACGUCAACCACACACAUUAAACAAACGCAACGGUCUCAACAGUUGUAAACCAGACAGCAUUAAAUUCAUACACAUUUUUAGUUGAAACGAAAAAGUGAUUUAAAAGUGUUAGUUUUAGUGAACAUAAUAAAAAGAAAAAUACUAAAUAAAAGUUGUAAUAAAAGUUAAUUAUGUGGCGUUAUUUAAUGACCAGUUUUAUUAUUAUUAUAAUAAUAACUAUGUUUAUGCCAUCAUUUGUAUGGUCUUACGAUCCAAAUGACAAGAAAAUCGCCUCGGUUUUACCACCAGAGGGUAUGUUUGAGGCUUUCUAUCCGAGGGAAAUGGAUGGUGUACCCAAUAGUGCUUCCCGGCCAGCUCAUGCUCACGGUUCGUUUUUUAAACAUCGUAAUCCUGCUUUGGUGGAUACAAAAAAUGCUGCUGCUUAUGGCUAUCGUUUUGAUGGUAAAAGGAGAUUUAAUUUUGAUUAAGAGAAGAGAUUAAAUCAAGUUUUUUUUUUGUUUUUAAAUGUAUUAAGAAGAGUAAUAAAAAGCUAAAGAGUGAGAAAUA
Molecule: messenger RNA, 788 nt
Organism: Lucilia cuprina (Australian sheep blowfly)
Lineage: Eukaryota; Metazoa; Arthropoda; Insecta; Diptera; Calliphoridae
Exons: 1
Coding region: 413-709 (98 amino acids)
Source: RefSeq, a predicted model, not a curated record